Messenger RNA from Closterium sp. NIES-65, 2658 nucleotides. Lineage: Eukaryota; Viridiplantae; Streptophyta; Zygnematophyceae; Desmidiales; Closteriaceae. The record is from the annotation of a GenBank genome assembly.
AAGCUAACGCCGUACGAGAAGAAGAAGUAUGUGUGGAAGCUGCUCUACAUAUUCAUGCUCGGCUACGACGUCGAUUUCGGCCACAUGGAGGCCGUCUCCCUCAUCUCCGCCCCCAAAUACGCAGAAAAGCAGGUGGGGUACAUGGUGACGUCAUGUCUGCUGAACGAGAACAACGACUUCCUGCGCCUCGUCAUCAACUCCGUCAGGAAUGACAUCAUCGGCCGCAACGAGACCUUUCAGUGCCUCGCCCUCACCAUGGUGGGCAACAUCGGGGGGAAGGAGUUCUCAGAGUCCGUCGCCCCUGACGUGCAGAAGCUGCUGCUGUCGAGCUCAGCGCGGCCGCUGGUGAAGAAGAAGGCAGCGCUGUGCCUGCUGAGGCUCUUUCGCAAGAACCCCGACAUCAUCAGCACCGACACAUGGCCACAGCGCAUGGCGAGUCUGCUGGAGGAGCGCAGUCUGAGCGUGCUCCUCGCAACCAUGUCGCUGCUCGUGGCGCUCGUGGCAGCAAACCCGGAGGCGUACCUGUGCUGUGUGCCCAAGUGCGUCAAGGUGUUGGAGCGCCUCGCCAAAUGUGUGGACAUCCCGCAGGACUACACCUACUACGCCAUUCCAUCUCCCUGGCUGCAGGUGAAGACGAUGCGGGUGCUGCAGUACUUCCCGUCCAUCGAAGACCCCUCCAUCCGCAAGUCGCUGCUCGAGGUGCUGGCGCGCAUACUGCAGGGCACGGAGGUGGUGAAGAAUGUCAACAAGAACAACGCCGCCCACGCCAUCCUCUUUGAAGCCCUUGCGCUGGCGAUGCACAUGGAUGCGGAGAGGGAGGUGAUGCAGCACUGCGUGGGGCUGCUGGGCAAGUUCGUGGGCGUGAGGGAGCCCAACAUCCGCUACCUCGCCCUCGAGAACAUGGCGCGCAUGUUGAUGGUGGCAGACGUGCAGGAUGACAUCAGGGGCUUCCAGAGCCAGAUCGUGCACUCCCUCAAGGACCCCGAUAUCAGCAUUCGGCGGCGCGCGCUGGACCUGCUGUACGGGCUGUGCGACACCGACAAUGCCAAGUUCAUCGUCGAGCAGCUGCUGCAGUACCUGACGGUGGCGGACUUUGUGAUGCGCGAGGAGCUGACCCUCAAGACCGCCAUACUGGCAGAGAAAUUCGCAGUCGACCUGCCCUGGUACGUGGACGUGAUUCUGUGUCUCAUGGAGCGAGCAGGCGACUUCGUGAGCGAGGACGUGUGGUACAGAGUGGUGCAGAUCGUUACCAACAACGACGAUUUGCAGCCCUAUGCGGUCUCGCGAGUGCUCAAGCUCAUGCGCAAGCCGGCGGUGCAUGAGACCAUGGUGAAGGUGGGCAGCUACAUAUUGGGCGAGUUCAGCCAUCUGUUGCCACAACAGCCAGGCUCCACAGCAGCGGACGUUUUUGCCGUGCUGCACGACAAGUUCCACACCGUCUCCAUCCCCACGCGCGCGCUCAUGCUGUCGGCGUAUGUGAAGCUGGCAGUGCGCUCGCCGCCCGACGAUGCGCUGCACGGCAAGCUCAUGGCCAUCUUCACUCGCUACGAGAGCAGUGUGGACGCGGAGGUGCAGCAGCGCGCAGUGGAGUACGCGUCGCUGUGCCGCAGGGGCGGCCCCGCCAUGGCCGACAUCGUUGCUGACAUGCCCAAGUUCCCUCAGCGCGAGUCCUCGCUGCUGCGCCGCGCACCGGACAACGAGGGGGACAGUGCGGAGGUGAGCGCAGUGAAGCUGCGCGCGCACCAGGCCAACGCCCUCGCCCUCGUCCCCGUCUCCGCCCCCGCCUCUGCCUCUGCCGCCAAGCUCCCUUCUGCCACUGCUGCCCCCGCUGCUGCUGAUGGUGGUGUGGGGCCGGUGCGACGACCACAGCCAGCCUCCUCUGCUGAUGACACCCCGUCGUCACCACCCCCGUCCACCACCCAGCCUGCACCCGCUCAGCCGCCCACCUCACUGGUGGACGAGCCAGCAGCCGCGCCCCCCCCUGCAGCAGGCAACGAGCUCGCCCUCGUGCCCGCUGACUCUGCCAACGCUGUGGGCGACCUGCUGGGGGAGCUGCUCUCACUUGAUCCCUCUGCCUCCGCCUCCAACGCCCCUGCUGCUGCUGCGGCCGCCCCUGCUCCUGGUGCUGCUGCUGCCGCUGGUGCUGGUGGUUUGGGGGGAGCCGAGGCCGGGGCCAUGGCACUGACGCUCUUUGACCAGACUGCUGCACCCACAGCUGUGGUGCAGGUACGGUGGGAUGCUGUGGUGCAGGUACGGUGGGAUGCUGUGGUGCAGGUACGGUGGGAUGCUGUGGUGCAGGUACGGUGGGAUGCUGUGGUGCAGGUACGGUGGGAUGCUGUGGUGCAGGUACGGUGGGAUGCUGUGGUGCAGGUACGGCGGGAUGCUGUGGUGCAGGUACGGCGGGAUGCUGUGGUGCAGGUACGGCGGGAUGCUGUGGUGCAGGUACGGCGGGAUGCUGUGGUGCAGGUACGGCGGGAUGCUGUGGUGCAGGUACGGUGGGAUGCUGUGGUGCAGGUACGGUGGGAUGCUGUGGUGCAGGUACGGUGGGAUGCUGUGGUGCAGCCACUGGGCAGUGUGGCGGAGUGGUUCAGGGCGCUGAUGGGCAAGGACAGCGGUGUGCUGUAUGAGGACCCGCACCUGCAGGUGAGAGCCUUUUGA